CACUUAAAAUCAAUCUGACAAUUGCAGCAGCAAGUACAAGCGUAAAAUCAAACGAACUCAUAUAAAGUAUAUAUUAUUUAAUUUGUUGGUGAUUAAAAAAAGAGGAGAAUACCUUCGAAAGUUACAAGAAAACAAUAAAUCAAAAUGCAGAUCUUUGUGAAGACCUUGACUGGCAAGACCAUUACUUUGGAGGUCGAGCCUUCCGAUACGAUUGAGAAUGUGAAGGCCAAGAUUCAGGACAAGGAGGGCAUUCCCCCAGAUCAGCAGCGACUGAUCUUUGCCGGCAAGCAGCUUGAAGAUGGCCGUACUCUUUCCGAUUACAACAUUCAGAAAGAAUCCACCCUUCACUUGGUUCUCCGUCUCCGUGGUGGCAUGCAGAUCUUCGUGAAGACCCUGACGGGCAAGACCAUCACUCUGGAGGUUGAACCUUCUGAUACCAUUGAGAACGUGAAGGCCAAGAUCCAGGACAAGGAAGGCAUCCCCCCAGAUCAGCAGCGUCUCAUUUUUGCUGGUAAGCAACUGGAGGAUGGCCGUACGUUGUCGGAUUACAACAUCCAGAAGGAGUCGACUUUGCACUUGGUGUUGCGUCUUCGUGGUGGCAUGCAAAUCUUCGUAAAGACCCUUACCGGUAAAACCAUCACUCUGGAGGUUGAACCUUCUGAUACCAUUGAGAACGUGAAGGCUAAAAUUCAGGACAAGGAGGGAAUUCCUCCAGAUCAGCAGCGUCUCAUCUUCGCAGGAAAACAGUUGGAAGAUGGUCGCACUCUUUCCGACUACAACAUCCAGAAGGAGUCUACCCUUCACUUGGUUCUUCGUCUGCGAGGUGGUAUGCAAAUCUUCGUGAAGACCUUAACCGGAAAAACCAUCACUCUGGAGGUUGAACCUUCUGAUACCAUUGAGAAUGUGAAGGCCAAGAUUCAGGACAAGGAGGGCAUUCCCCCAGAUCAGCAGCGAUUGAUUUUUGCCGGCAAGCAGCUUGAGGAUGGACGAACCCUAUCCGACUACAACAUCCAAAAGGAAUCGACCCUUCACUUGGUCCUCCGUCUUCGCGGUGGCAUGCAGAUCUUCGUGAAGACCUUAACUGGCAAGACCAUCACCCUUGAAGUUGAGCCCUCUGAUACCAUUGAGAAUGUGAAGGCCAAGAUUCAGGACAAGGAGGGCAUUCCCCCAGAUCAGCAGCGUUUGAUCUUUGCCGGCAAACAAUUGGAGGAUGGCCGUACUCUUUCCGACUACAACAUCCAGAAGGAGUCUACCCUUCACUUGGUUCUUCGUCUGCGAGGCGGUAUGCAAAUCUUCGUGAAGACCCUGACUGGCAAGACCAUUACACUGGAGGUUGAGCCCUCUGAUACCAUUGAGAACGUGAAGGCUAAAAUUCAGGACAAGGAGGGAAUUCCUCCAGAUCAGCAGCGUCUCAUCUUCGCAGGAAAACAGUUGGAAGAUGGUCGCACUCUUUCCGACUACAACAUCCAGAAGGAGUCUACCCUUCACUUGGUUCUUCGUCUUCGUGGUGGCAUGCAAAUCUUCGUGAAGACCCUGACCGGUAAAACCAUAACUCUGGAGGUUGAGCCCUCUGAUACCAUUGAGAACGUGAAGGCCAAGAUCCAGGACAAAGAGGGUAUUCCCCCAGAUCAGCAGCGUCUCAUUUUUGCUGGUAAGCAACUGGAGGAUGGCCGUACGUUGUCGGAUUACAACAUCCAGAAGGAGUCGACUUUGCACUUGGUGUUGCGUCUUCGUGGUGGCAUGCAAAUCUUCGUGAAGACCCUGACCGGUAAAACCAUCACUCUGGAGGUCGAGCCCUCAGAUACCAUUGAGAAUGUAAAGGCCAAAAUUCAGGACAAGGAGGGCAUUCCCCCAGAUCAGCAGCGUCUCAUUUUUGCUGGUAAGCAACUGGAGGAUGGUCGCACUCUUUCCGACUACAACAUCCAGAAGGAGUCUACCCUUCACUUGGUUCUUCGUCUUCGUGGUGGCAUGCAAAUCUUCGUGAAGACCCUGACCGGUAAAACCAUCACUCUGGAGGUUGAGCCCUCUGAUACCAUUGAGAACGUGAAAGCCAAGAUCCAGGACAAGGAAGGCAUCCCCCCAGAUCAGCAGCGUCUCAUUUUCGCUGGUAAGCAACUGGAGGAUGGCCGUACCUUGUCGGACUACAACAUCCAGAAAGAGUCCACUCUGCACUUGGUGUUGCGUCUUCGUGGUGGCAUGCAAAUCUUCGUGAAGACCCUGACCGGUAAAACCAUCACUCUGGAGGUUGAACCUUCUGAUACCAUUGAAAACGUAAAGGCCAAAAUUCAGGACAAGGAGGGCAUUCCCCCAGAUCAGCAGCGUCUCAUUUUUGCUGGUAAGCAACUGGAGGAUGGUCGCACUCUUUCCGACUACAACAUCCAGAAGGAGUCUACCCUUCACUUGGUUCUUCGUCUUCGUGGUGGCAUGCAAAUCUUCGUGAAGACCCUGACCGGUAAAACCAUCACUCUGGAGGUUGAGCCCUCUGAUACCAUUGAGAACGUGAAAGCCAAGAUCCAGGACAAGGAAGGCAUCCCCCCAGAUCAGCAGCGUCUCAUUUUCGCUGGUAAGCAACUGGAGGAUGGCCGUACCUUGUCGGACUACAACAUCCAGAAAGAGUCCACUCUGCACUUGGUGUUGCGUCUUCGGGGUGGCAUGCAAAUCUUCGUGAAGACCCUAACUGGCAAGACCAUUACACUGGAGGUGGAGCCAUCUGACACCAUUGAGAAUGUGAAGGCUAAAAUCCAGGACAAGGAGGGAAUUCCCCCAGACCAGCAGCGUUUGAUCUUUGCCGGCAAGCAGUUGGAGGACGGACGCACUCUGUCCGAUUACAACAUCCAGAAGGAAUCGACCCUUCACUUGGUGCUCCGUCUACGCGGAGGAAUCCAGGCUUAAGCUGAACACAUUUCCAAAUAAACACAAUUCUUAGCACCGACACUGAA
Molecule: messenger RNA, 2939 nt
Organism: Drosophila elegans
Lineage: Eukaryota; Metazoa; Arthropoda; Insecta; Diptera; Drosophilidae
Product: polyubiquitin-C
Exons: 2
Coding region: 145-2892 (915 amino acids)
Biological process (GO): protein ubiquitination; modification-dependent protein catabolic process
Cellular component (GO): cytoplasm; nucleus
Molecular function (GO): ubiquitin protein ligase binding; protein tag activity
Source: RefSeq, a predicted model, not a curated record